Messenger RNA from Helianthus annuus (common sunflower), 2532 nucleotides. RefSeq names its product glutamic acid-rich protein-like. The transcript has a single exon. NCBI's taxonomy places the organism in Eukaryota, Viridiplantae, Streptophyta, Magnoliopsida, Asterales, Asteraceae. The coding region runs from base 1 to 2532 and encodes 843 amino acids. The record is from RefSeq and is a predicted model, not a curated record.
AUGAACAGGGUCACUGCAUUAGUUCUGAACAAGAAAUAUAACUUCUCGCAUAUUGUUUUUCACUACAUGAUCGAGAAUAUCACAACAAAGAGUAAGACUUGGACUUAUCCAAGAUUCGUGCAGAUGUUGAUCGAUCAUGCAUAUCCAGAGAUUGAACGUGAGUUGAAGAAUGAUUUGUUAGUACAGUCACACAUGAGCAACGAUUCUCUCAAGCAGCUUGCUAGAUAUCACCCAAACCAUCCUGAACCAAAGAUAGUUGCUGAGUUCUUCGGAUUUAUAAAGGAUGCGAAUUCUGUUGAUCCGGAUCCAAUCGAUCAUCAAAACUGGAGAAAUGAAGAAGAAAUGAAGGAAGCAGCUUAUGCUGAUGAGCUAAAGACUCUUGAGGAGUUCAAAACCACACGUAAUGAUUGGUUUGUCAAAGAAACGAGGAGAAGAGGCAAAAAGGUUACCCCUAAAUCACAGGAGGGUGAGGGGUCUUCGUCACAGCCAAAGAAAAAGCAAAAGAAAGUGGCAAAGACGUUAUUGAUUGAUGAGCCUGACGUUAAAGAGCUGGUUGUAACUGCGGAAGAACAUCCAUAUGCUGAUAUUGAUCAAGUGAUGUUAAAUGUUGAUGAUUUAGUGACUGAGCAAGCAGCUAAUGUGAAAGCUGAAAAAGAGAAGGUCAUUGAUGAUGUUGAAGGUGAUGAUGUCAAUAAAAGUACAACAAGUUCUUCGAGUUCUUCUGAUGAAGAAAUAGAUGAGACUGAAUGUCUAAGAAGAAUUCAAGAAGCUACAGAGAAAGAAAAGCAGCUAAGGAAGAGGAAGAGACAGGAGAAAGAUGAUGCUGCAUACGUUCCAUCUCCUGAGCACGUUUUUGAAUCUCAAUCACCUUCGAGUGGUAAAAAGAAAGCUGGAGCAAGAAAAAGAAUUGUAUCUCCAAAGAUAAAGAAAGUUACUACGAAGAUUACGAAGCCGAAGAUAGUGUUAAAGAAGAAACCUUCCAAAGAACCGAGUAAACAACCUACACCACCACCUGAGCCUACACCACAUCAACCACCAAUACAAUCUCCACGACAACCAACACCUCCACCACAUCAAACACGUCCACGACAACCUUCACCUCCAAAACAACCAACUCCACCCAGACAACCUUCACCAUUACAUCUUUCACCACUACAUCUCUCUCCACCACAACAACAAACCUUAUUCACAUCCCAAGAAAUAUUUCAAACACCGCCACUCACUCAAAUUCAACUAACUCCUGGUUCUUCUGGCCACAAGGGUCUUCAUAUUCCUCCGGAUAAUCUUGAAGAUAUUGGAGAUUUUGGCUUUGCAAACGAUGAACAAGUUAAGAAGCUAGAAAAGAAAAUGGAUGACGUGUUGAAUGAAAACAAAAUAGUUGCAGCUGAAAGCAAGAAAGUUGCUGAACGUGAAAAGAUUCUCGAAAUGCGCGUGAAGAAAUUAGAGUCUGACAACAAGGCAUUGUUAAAGAAGAUUGAUACAGAUCAGACUGAGAUUGAUUUCCUGAAAGUGCGAGUGGCUGAGUUGGAAGAAGAAAAGGCUCGCAGAGAUGAGCAGAACAAGUAUUUCGAGAUGAAAAACAAAGAGCUUGAGGCUGCGAAAGCAUUGAAAGAGCACGAGUUCUACAUGUUGAACAAAGUUGUUGAGAAUAUGCUUGGAACGUCGAUUGAGGAAAGAUUCGAAGAAAUACAAGUUGAAGAGCUUAGGGCCAAAUGCCAAGCCGAGAUUGAUGAACAGAUGAAAGAUAAGGGAAAGGGUGCUGAAAGCAGUGUGGCAGCUGUUGAGAGAUCAAUCGUUCCAUCUCUAGUCAUUGAGAAUCCAGUUCCUAUAUCUUCCGUAUCAGCAAUCUUUGAAGAACAUGUAUCACUAGAAGAUCUUGCUGCUGAUGACGAUGAGGAAGAUGAUGAGGAGGGUGACGAUGAAGAGGGUGAUGAAGAAGAGGGUGAUGAUGAGGAAGAUGACGAUGAUGAGAAAGUCUUUUCUGCUAGCAGUCAUGGUUCUGAUAAUGACGAUGGUGAUGCUCAAGGUGGUAUGGGAAUUAAAGUGAAUGAACAGUCAAGUGAAAGGACUGUUGAUGAUUUUCUGAACGAUACUGUGAAUGAAGAGACAGGGGGAGCUGAAGGAAAGGGGGAGCAUGGUGAUGAUCAGAAUGUAAAACAAGUUGAAAAGUUAAUUCUGAGGUUAGAAACUGAUAUGGAGGAAGGUGAGCACCGACAUACGUAUUCAUUGGAAGAGAUCAAAGAAAUGACACGUAUGGUGGAUCCGGACUACAAGUUUGAUUUUGAAGAAGAAUUAAAUGCAUUCGAUAUCAAUCAUCAACCAGAAUACGAGUAUAAGUAUGUAGAGGAUGCUGAUAUGUACGACAGGGUUGAGGUUGAGGAUUGCACAGAUGAUGAGAGUGUAAGUGAAGAUACUUCUAAGUAUCAUACGCUGAUGGAGUUCUUUACUGAAGAGAAUAGAGAUGAGUUAAGAAGGAAAGUCGCUGAGAUCUUAAAAGACAAGAAUUUUGAUGGUACUCCAAAGGAUAUGUAG